Molecule: messenger RNA, 606 nt
Organism: Coregonus clupeaformis (lake whitefish)
Lineage: Eukaryota; Metazoa; Chordata; Actinopteri; Salmoniformes; Salmonidae
Product: FERM domain-containing protein 5-like
Exons: 7
Coding region: 1-570 (189 amino acids)
Cellular component (GO): cytoskeleton
Source: RefSeq, a predicted model, not a curated record
AUGCAUUACCUGCGUGAUGCAAAGGGCCAGUACCUGUUUGAUCUCAUCUGUCACCACCUUAACCUGCUGGAGAAGGACUACUUUGGCAUCAGAUAUGUGGACCCAGACAAACAGAGGCACUGGUUGGGGUUUACGAAAUGUAUUGCCAAACAAAUGAAAUCCCAACCUCCAUUCACCAUGUGUUUACGUGUCAAGUUUUACCCUCCCGACCCGGCUGCCCUGAAAGAGGAAAUCACAAGAUAUCUAGUCUUCCUACAGAUCAAGAGAGAUCUGUACCAUGGCCGUCUCCUGUGUAAGACGUCAGAUGCUGCCAUGUUGGCUGCCUACAUACUACAAGCUGAGGUUGGAGACUACGAUCCUGGAAAGCAUCCAGAGGGCUACAGCUCUAAGUUCCAGUUCUUCCCUAAACACUCAGAGAAGCUGGAGAGACGCAUCUCUGACAUCCACAAGACAGAACUGAUAGGACAGACUCCAGAGGAGUCAGAGCUGAACUUCCUGCAGAAGGCCCAGGAGCUGGAGACGUAUGGUGUGGACCCUCACCCCUGCAAGGUACAAACGGGUCCAUUAUAGCUCUGGACUGGCAGAGUCAUUUCAGCUCUCUAAUGA